This is a messenger RNA of Geodia barretti, 198 nucleotides long. The record is from the annotation of a GenBank genome assembly. Lineage: Eukaryota; Metazoa; Porifera; Demospongiae; Tetractinellida; Geodiidae.
AUGAACAAGAUCACCAUUAUCGGCAACCUCGGUCGGGACCCUGAGAUGCACCACAGCAACUCCGGUCAGGCCAUGACCCGCUUCAGCGUCGCUACCAACCUCGCUAUACCACCGCGGCCGGCGAACAGCGCGAAGAGGUCGAGUGGUCCAACUGCACCGCCUCCGGCAAGACCGCCGAGGUCUGUAACGACUACCUGA